This is a messenger RNA of Staurois parvus, 330 nucleotides long. Lineage: Eukaryota; Metazoa; Chordata; Amphibia; Anura; Ranidae. The record is from the annotation of a GenBank genome assembly.
AUUGGCAGAGGGGGGUGGAGGACACUGAGUGGAGGCCAGUGGAGGGAUUGGCAGAGUGGGGUGGAGGACACUGAGUGGAAGCCAGUGGAGGGAUUGGCAGAGAGGGGGGAGGACACUGAAUGGAGGACACUGAGUGGAAGCCAGUGGAGGGAUUGGCAGAGAGGGGUGGAGGACACUGAAUGGAGGUCAGUGGAGGGAUUGGCAGAGGGGGUGGAGGACACUGAGUGGAGGCCAGUGGAGGGAUUGGCAGAGGGGGGUGGAGGACACUGAGUGGAGACCAGUGGAGGGAUUGGCAGAGGGGGGUGGAGGACACUGAGUGGAGGCCAGUGG